Molecule: messenger RNA, 1750 nt
Organism: Magnolia sinica
Lineage: Eukaryota; Viridiplantae; Streptophyta; Magnoliopsida; Magnoliales; Magnoliaceae
Product: protein NEOXANTHIN-DEFICIENT 1
Exons: 12
Coding region: 729-1661 (310 amino acids)
Source: RefSeq, a predicted model, not a curated record
CUCGUGGAUAACGUCCAUCAGCGGUUCGUCGAGUGGGAGAGAGAGUAAAACGACAGAUAUUUUUCGCUACGAGAAAUAGGACAGAUUUCAAAGCUACGUUUCCAAAACGAAGCUGCUGAAUGAUUCCUCUGAAAUUUUGGAUUUUCGAUCGCCGAUUCUGUAAUUCUCGCCGUCUCUAGGGUUUUGAUUAUUAUUAUUAUUAUUAUUUUCUGCCGAAUUCGCUUCGAGGAGCUGUAGAUGGGAGAUCUGUGCUGAAAGUUGGUGUUUGGAGCUGCUAGAGUUUCGGAAUCCUGGUUUUUUUUUUUUUCUGGUGAAGAUCACUUGGAGGAGUUGCUGUGUUGGAAUUCAUCUGGUUUUGGUUUUUGAUCUCAGCUCCUGGCGCCUUUCAACUUUGAUUUCUGAUUUCUCCGGUGAAAGUAGACUGGAGCUCUUGCGGGUGGGAGAUCUGGGCUGAAAUUCUCUCGGUUUAGUUUUUUAAUCGCCGAUUGUGUUGGUUUUCUGUGUUUCAAGCUUGCUUGGGCUUCAAAAACCCAGAGAGAUAUGAUAUCAGGGUUUCAAAAUUCCAGCUCCCGGGAGUUUUGAUUUCUGGAAAAGGAAAGUUAUGUGGCAAAAUGUGGACCAGAGUACUGUACUUGUUUAGUAGCUCUCAAUAAGAUUCUGGUGCUUGUUGGGUUUUACAGUUUCUUGUCGCUGCUUCGAUGUAAAGUGACUUCUCCACACCAGAUCUCAUGUCUAUAGAAGUUGCAGAAAGUCAGUCUUGUCCAGGUUACGUUGACGGGCCUCCCUGGUUGUUCAAAGGCAGUGCACUGUACCAGCUCCAUCUUGUGAAGGCAGAUAUCGCUCGGUCUUUUAUCCCAAAGGAUCUUAGAUUAGUUGAAGCUUUUGGAUAUACUCUUGGUGGCUUUUUCCUUGCUCGCUAUGAUGAUAGCCCGGCUGGAAUGUUUGAUGAGCUUGUGGUGAUUGCUGGCAUUGUAUGGAAUCCUCCAACUUCAUGCGCAUGGGCUGCUAGGGUACUUGUGAACAGUCACAAGGCUUGCAGACAUGGAAGGAAGCAUGUAGGUCUUCCCAGUCAUGUUGCCAGAUUUUCCAAGUCUUGUUCAAAGCAGAGAGUUAUGGCUACUUCAGAGAAUCCAAAAAGUAAAUGGAAUGGUUUCCUAAACAUGAUUGGUAUCAGUUCUACUUGUAGUAGUCCAAAGGGUUGUAUGGACAUUCAAGUAACUGAGAUCACAGGUUCCUCUGCAACAGCCUUGUGUGAUAUCAACCUUCCUACUGAUGCACUGGAAUCAAAAUCAGAUAAAAAAUGGUUGGGGCCUGCAAUCAGAAUGUCACUUCCGAGCUUUAGCGGCCGUACUGUCCAUAAUCCUCACCUCCUCAAGUAUUCUUGCCAGAUCGAGUGCAGGGUGCGAGCAGUGGAGCCCGCAAAAAUAUCAGGACCAACUACCGCAUUGCAAUCUGAUGAAGGUAGAUCAUUCGAUGAGCCGAGUUUCAACUCCAAUGAUGACUUGAGAGAUGUGUUUGCUGAAAAUGAUUCACUGAAUCGGAGUAUAUCUGUUUUGCUAUCGAAACCAAUCUUCGCGUUGGAGUUCAAUUCCCUGAAAAUGCAGGUUGAUGCUCCCACCAUAGUCUCACAGAGAUCCGAUAAUGUAGUCUCGGAUUCCUGAAUUCCUCUCUUGUGUGCAUUUCUGUCAUGUCAUUGUAUAUUAGUGGGAUUAGUUUUUCAUGUUUAAGGCAAUGCAUUGACUUUCUGGCA